This is a messenger RNA of Pseudogymnoascus verrucosus, 2999 nucleotides long. It is a transcript of the gene APN2, whose product is annotated as Class II abasic (AP) endonuclease. Bases 138 to 2108 code for a protein of 656 amino acids. Gene Ontology annotation, cellular component: nucleus. NCBI's taxonomy places the organism in Eukaryota, Fungi, Ascomycota, Leotiomycetes, Thelebolales, Thelebolaceae. The transcript has 6 exons. Gene Ontology annotation, molecular function: endonuclease activity; phosphoric diester hydrolase activity; DNA-(apurinic or apyrimidinic site) endonuclease activity. The record is from RefSeq and is a predicted model, not a curated record. Gene Ontology annotation, biological process: base-excision repair.
GCCAAGUUGAAAGAUCUAAAUAUAUCGAUAACCUGCAUCAAAGUUUUCGGAGACUUCAUUUCUGGAUUCCUAUAAGUCUAUGGAAACGAUGCAGUGAACUCAUUGGUGCGCCUGACAUCAUAUGGUGAUAAUUCACCAUGGGGCUACGUAUAACGACUUGGAACGUGAAUGGAAUAAGGAACCCCUUCGGAUAUCAGCCAUGGCGAGAAAAGAAAACCUUCCAGGCAAUGUUUGACAUCCUCGAGGCAGAUAUAGUUAUUAUGCAGGAGACAAAAAUCCAGAGAAAGGACCUUCAAGAUGACAUGGUUCUUGUGCCUGGUUGGGACGCAUAUUUCAGUCUCCCCAAACAUAAAAAAGGGUAUUCUGGGGUCGCCAUCUACACUCGCUCAAGCGUCUGUUCCCCAAUCCGAGCCGAAGAAGGAAUUACUGGCAUUCUUUGUCCCCCUGGCAGCUCGCAAAGCUUUUUUGAUCUCCCUAACGAUGAGAGAAUUGGUGGAUAUCCAACGAUAUCACAGUAUGGGGAUUGUACGUUGGAUGCAGCCACACUCGACUCAGAAGGCCGUUGCUUGAUACUUGAAUUCCCUGCAUUUGUUUUGAUCGGAACCUAUUGCCCAGCCAACCGUGAUGAAACCAGAGAUCAUUUUCGCCUAGGCUUUCUGAAUGUCCUUGAUGCGAGAAUACGCAAUUUAGUGGAUGCCGGAAAGAGAGUGAUACUGGCUGGGGAUUUGAAUGUUAUCCGGGAAGAGCUUGAUACGGCGAAUGCUCAGGAGCGAAUGCGAAAGGAAGGGGUUACUGCUGAAGAAUUCUUCUCUACACCAGCUCGAAGGCUGUUUAAUCAUUUGGUUGAGCAUGGCAACGUCUAUGGCGAAAGAGAUGAAUGUCGAGCUCGGCCUGUUCUAACAGAUAUAUGCCGUAAAUUCCACAAUCGGCGGAGUGGCAUGUUCACGUGUUGGGACCAGAAAAAGAAUGCACGGCCAGGCAACUUUGGAUCUCGCAUCGACUAUAUAUGCGCAAGUCUGGACUGCAAAGAUUGGUUCUCCGAGUCAAAUAUUCAAGAAGGGCUUAUGGGAUCGGACCACUGUCCAGUCUAUGCUGUCAUCAGCGAUAAGGUACAGCUUGAUGGGAGAGAAACUGAUAUUAGGGACGUUAUGAAUGCGGUGGGAAUGUUUCAAGAUGGCUUUCGCCAGCGUGACUGGUCAAUCAAAGAUCUACUUCCCGCCUCCGCAAAACUCCUACCGGAAUUUGAUAGAAGGCGUAAUAUUCGAGACAUGUUUACCAAGAUGCCGCCUGCUACUCCUCUUAUCCAAGAAGAAAGCCUCACAGGUUUGGCUACAGCUGGUGGCGAACCCAGGCCUGAAAGCCCAACAACAGGUGAUGGCUGUGGAGUGGUAGAAGUGGGUUUAAGAGAUUCAUUUAGUACGGCUCCCCAACCUGGAGUUGUAAAAGAACAAGAAGGAGAUACAUCGAGUUGCAAUACUGGCAAAAAAGUCAACUCCAUGAUUUCUAAGAGCAAGCGCUCCGCAGAAUUACACUUGCAACGAGAUCAGAAACGCACGAAACCUGCCAGUGAAAAGGCUUCAACAAGCAAGAAUCGACAGAGAAUGGCCCAAAGCACGUUGCAAGGCUUCUUCACACCGAAAACACAAACCCCAGGUGGACAGCCCAAUGUCAACGUCAAUACCCAACCUUCCAGCUCUACUGGUAGUAACUAUUCUCUCAGUCCCUACCUCAGACAAGGGUUGACUUUGGGACCGGAUCAGGACACCCAAGAGGAUAUUUCUUCACAUAACGCCGGUGAAGGCUACAAUACCCCUAAGGAAGCUAAAUAUUUGUCAACUCUCGUUGAUGUUGACAAAGAGGGUGAUAUUAUCGACCCAAUUGUAGCCAAAGAGUCGUGGUCCAAGAUCCUUGGGACGCGUAUAGCACCUCGCUGCGAGCAUAACGAGCCAUGCAGAAUGCUGUCGACAAAGAAACCUGGCAUGAAUUGCGGACGGUCGUUCUACAUAUGUGCCAGACCACUCGGCCCUUCGGGUGAAAAGGAGAGGGGCACACAGUGGCGUUGUGGAACGUUUAUCUGGAGCAGCGAACACACAACUUCCGGGCAGUGAAAGGAGAUAUAUCCAUCUUGGUGUUUUCCUGUGCACUGUGGCCGCUUGUCAAUCUGUGAAGAUAUUGGAACUUGCGAACCUAUGGGCUCAAGCUUGGGCCUUCCAAUCUAGAAAUCGUACACGGUCUACACGGUCAACACGUUUUGAAGAAGUGGUCAGAAACAAUGCUGAGAAAGACGCGGGCAAUUCCACGGCGCAAUGAGAGACCCUGGACCUCCAGUGGUUAAAGAUCAUCUGGCAGCACAAGGAAUGCAGUCCCCAAGCUGGAAGGGUCGGGAUUUCGGGAUUUCGGGAUGGCGCACGGGCCCCAAGCUCGAAAGUUGGAAUUUCCUUUUCGGGAUAGCUUACGAAGGCCAAAGUUGCAACGCGUCAGAAAUGAGAGAAUCAAACUCGCAUCAGCUAUGCCAGUUUCUCCAAAGUUGAUGUCAAAGAAAGGAUUUGUCAAUUGCUCAAGUAGUUAGAUCCUACCAAAAGAUCCCGAUUAUCAAUAUUACGGAGCAACACACCAACAUUGUGCUGCAAUAGAGUAUUACAAUGAGGGAACCAUAGCUGAAUUUUCCGCCGGUGACUAUGAUAAAUAGAUCGUCCCUUAUUAUGACAUAUCUUUGUUGAGAAACGGGCAAUAACUUGCCCUGGACAUUUUAUGCUUUGGCACGUUAUGGCAGCAAUCAUUAUUAACGAGCACAACAAAUACUGGAUUGCUUUCUCUGCUUCAAAUAGAACAUUCGUGGUUCAUUUGUUUUGUUCCAUGCAAUACUGGAGAUCCCAGGACUACAUAAACCGAAGCAAAUCCUCUCGCUGAUGAAACCCGUCGUGAUCUGUAUUCGACAUCUAACCAGUUCCUUCCAUCUCUUUGUUGCAAACUAGCAAUUCAUCGUAAUAGAAUGCGGU